This is a messenger RNA of Salvia miltiorrhiza (redroot sage), 1050 nucleotides long. Its product is annotated as non-classical arabinogalactan protein 31. The record is from RefSeq and is a predicted model, not a curated record. Lineage: Eukaryota; Viridiplantae; Streptophyta; Magnoliopsida; Lamiales; Lamiaceae. The transcript is spliced from 2 exons. The coding region runs from base 94 to 870 and encodes 258 amino acids.
AAACAACAGAGCUUCAUAAUAUGCCGCUUCAUAAACCCCUAUAAAAGGAGUGCCCCCUGCCCUGCAACUCUGCUACUCAGCUCACUUCACAUAAUGGCUUUUGUUUCUUUCGCCACUCCCUUUGUCCUUUCUCUGCUCCUCUCCACCGCCCUAGCCACUACUUCCCCACCGCCGGCCGAAGCCCCUCAUCCUCCACCACCCCACCACCACCACCACCAUCACCCCCCCACCCCACCCCCAACCCCAACCCCUCCUCCCGUUAAACCCCCGUCCCACCCUCCCGUUAAACCCCCGGCUCACCCUCCCGUCAAGCCGCCGGCUCACCCUCCCGUUAAACCCCCAGCUCACCCUCCCGUCAAGCCGCCGGCUCAUCCUCCCGUGAAACCCCCGGCUCAUCCUCCCGUGAAACCCCCGGCUCACCCCCCAGUGAAGCCGCCAUCUCAGCCGCCGAAAUACCCUCCAAUGAGGAAGAAGGUGGCUAUUCAGGGCGUCGUCUACUGCAAGUCCUGCAAGUAUAGGGGAGUCGACACUCUCGUCGGAGCCACUCCUCUCCUCGGCGCUGUGGUGAAGCUGCAAUGCAACAACUCGAAGAUCAGCUUGGUGGAGCAGAUGAAGACCGACAAAAACGGCUUCUUCUUCUUCAUGCCGCAGAAGCUGACGACAUCCGGGUCCCACAAGUGCAAGGUCUUCCUCAUCUCGUCACCCUCGGCGGCGUGCAGCGUCCCCACCAACCUCCACGACGGCGCCGUCGGCGCCAUCUUAGCGGCCAAGCCGCCCGUCGACACCCCGCCGAAGCCGCUGCCGUUUGAGCUCUUCACCGUCGGGCCCUUCGCCUUUGACGCCGCCAAGAAACUGCCAUGUCACUACUAGCUAGAAAAUUACGCUAGCUUUUUACAGGAUUUCAAUUGGUUGGUGCCUGUGUUUAUGUUUGGUUAGUACGUACGUCGUCGUUUCGUGCUUGAUUGUGCUUGUUUUCUCUUCUCUGUGUACAAUACAAUGAAGCAUUUGGAUUUGGCUGCCGCUAAUAAAGUUUGAUUAGUUUUUAGAAUA